Sinocyclocheilus anshuiensis is the source of this 1361-nucleotide messenger RNA. RefSeq lists its product as uncharacterized. The transcript has 5 exons. NCBI's taxonomy places the organism in Eukaryota, Metazoa, Chordata, Actinopteri, Cypriniformes, Cyprinidae. Bases 225 to 1079 code for a protein of 284 amino acids. The record is from RefSeq and is a predicted model, not a curated record.
GUAGCUUCACAUUUGAUUCAAAGGGUCUGACGCCUUUUGGCUCUCUUUAUAAAUAAGCUGUCGUUUAGACUAUAGGUUGCGCUUAACCACACCCCGCUGUCGAAGCACAGACCCCUCGGGAUAUUUUUAGCUCGGAUGAUGUCCGCUGUCAUCUAACGGAAAGAUCAUCCCGGAAUCACAGAGCGAACCAGCACGGUGUCUGCGCUUGAGUCGCUUUAUCUAACAUGAGGACUCAAAGCGCUUUUAUUAUAUGGACUGCGAUGGUUCUUCAUUUGUCUAUCAUAAAAGGUCAGACCACAGACACAUCCCCAGACGUGAGGUCCACUCUGAAUGAAGUCACUCUGAAAAAUCGCAUGACUUCAGCAAGUGACAUUUUGGAAUCACGAGCCACUACAGCCUAUCAAAGCGUCUCCUCUCCUUCAGUGGAUUUCACAACAGAGGUCACACCUACUGUUCCUCCUCCAUCACAGUCAUCCAAAGACGCUGUAGUGCACAAUGACACCUCUCCUUCACCAGCCAUCUCACAACAGACCCCUGCACUACAAGAAGUCACCACCCUCAACACGGACACAGUCUCGGUACCAGGUUCUUCUACUAGCAGCACGUCAAUUUCUUAUUUGAAGAGCACCGUUUUAUAUUCAGUAGCCUCCACAGCUCCUGCAACAUCCAUCAGUCCAAGUGAAGGACCUCAGGCACUGAGGUCUACUCCAGCCAGCAGCAUGAUCCAGACAACACAAACAGCUCCGCCAUUCACCCCCACUUACCCUCAGACAUCUCAGGUCGUCCUGACCAGCAGUUCAAAGGUAACUGGACCUGCUCCUUUGGAAGACCAGGAUGAACCUUCUGAACUGGAUGUGGGGGAUCAAGAGUCAGGGAAGGUUCCCCACCGCCCUGCAUCACCCCUGGACCCCCUGCUCGCUGCUCUGGUCACCAUUUUCAUUAUUUGCACUGCCAUGGUCUCAGUCGUCCUCUUCCUCAGGUUCCGUCAACGGAGUGAGCAUCCAGAAUUCCACCGGCUUCAAGACCUCCCUAUGGAUGAUCUCCUUGAAGACACGCCAUUGUCAAGAUACACCUAUUAGCAAGAGUGAAUUCCACUAUUUCAUUAUCUGAUUCCUCAGGCAACCAGUGUUGUUAUUGGUGCAAAUCCCCUGAAAGAUGUCUUUCACAACUGAUCUCUGAUUCUGGGUUUUUCUGGGCUUUGAUGCUAAAAUGUGGUUGUGUAAUAUUGGAAUAGAAAAUUUAGUUAUUUUCCUAUAUUAUGAAACCCAUUAAAAUAAAAUAAGGGUUCCAGAAAAUAGAAUACAAUAAGAUAAUCAGUCUUGUUCUAUGUUAAAAACUUCACAGUUUCUUAAUAAACAGGU